ACAAAUACUCGUAAUAAAUUAUUAACAGAGGACACAAGUUGACAAAAGACACAAGCGGGGCCAUGGGCCCAUGCCCAUUAUUGCUGAGAUAUAUAGUCCAUAAUUGAACUCGUACUCAUUCAAAAAUUAAAGAAAUUUUCCAUCCAAAAAUAUCUGCAAAAAUUUCUCACAAAGUUUGUUCAUCCAAAAAAAAAAAAAUGGAGCACUCACAUUCAAAUGGUCACACAAAAAAGCUUCAUGCAAUACUAGUAACACUUCCACAACAAGGCCAUGUAAACCCAUUUGUACAACUAGCAAUCAAGCUAGCAUCCAAAGGCAUCUCCGUAACAUUCAUCAAUACCAACCACAUUCACCACAAGAUCACUCUCUCAAACGCUACCGCCUAUGAUGAUAUCUUUGUCGAGGCCCGUAGGCAGAGCCCUACGGACCUCGACAUCGAGUACAUGACCAUUACCGACGGGUUACCUCUAGAGUUUGAUCGAUCGUUACACCACGACCAAUGGGUCGGGGCUACUACUCAUUGUUUCCCUGCUCAUCUGGAAGUGGCUGUCACCAAGAUCUUGGAAUCUCGACCGCCUUCUUCUACUAUUUGUUGCUUGAUUGCUGAUAGUUACUUUGUUUGGGCGUCUAAGUUGGCUCAUAAGUUUGGUUUGUUUCAUGUUUCUUUUUGGACUGAAUCUGCUAUGGUGCUUGAUAUCUACUUCAAUCGUCAUUUGCUUUUGGAAAAUGGCCACAUUGGUCCUGGUUCAAGUUCACGUACGGAUACAAUAACCUAUAUGCCGGGAAUAAGCUCACUCAAAAGGACGGAUUUAACAUCAUAUCUACAAGAAGAGGAUUUGACGACCUUUCAUCCACAAUACAAUUUAGCAUCAUUGGACGACACUAGAAAGGCUCAUUUUAUACUUGGUAACACGGUCCAAGAGCUAGAGGUCCAAACCAUUUCGGCCAUCCAACCACAAGUCCCAUUUUAUGCUAUCGGACCUCUAUUUGCACCCGGGUUUACUAAAAGUCCGGUAGCCACUAGCCUAUGGGCCGAGUCCGAUUGCACACUUUGGUUAGACUCUAAACCUCCUGGCUCGGUAUUGUACGUUUCAUUUGGUAGCUAUGCACAUAUUAAUAAGGAAGAGCUAGAGGAAAUAGCUAAUGGAAUUAAACUUAGUGGGGUCAACUUCCUUUGGGUUAUCCGACCCGAUAUGGUUAGUUCGGAUGUCCCGGACCCACUUCCGGUUGGGUUUAGGGAUGAGGUACGUGAUCGAGGAUUAAUUGUUACGUGGACUUGUCAAAAGGCCGUGUUAGCUCAUCGUUCAGUAGGAGGGUUCUUAACACAUGGUGGAUGGAAUUCGACGUUAGAAAGUAUAUGGUGUGAAGUUCCAUUAUUGUGUUUUCCGUUAUUGACCGAUCAAUUUACCAAUCGUAAACUAAUUGUGGAUGAUUGGAAAAUUGGGUGUAACCUAUGUGAGGAGAAGCCCGUAAAAAGGGAGGAAGUGUUACAAAAAAUUAAGGAUUUAAUUGGUGGAUUAAUGGGAUUUGAACUCAAUGAAAAUGUCAAGGAAAUUAGGCGACUAUUAGAAGUUACAAAGGGGUCUUCGGAGAAAAAUGUUGAUAGAUUUAUCAAGGAAUUGACGAAUGCAGCAGCUUUGAAGAAGAAUGUUGGGUGAAAUUAUGAGCAUUUGAUUGUUAUUUCUUGAUUCAUUUUCAUGCAAAAAAAAUGGAUUGAAAAAAAUUAAUUUUGGAGAAAUUUUGAAUCUUCUAGCUUUAAUCUAAAAGUCUUUAGUAGGAUAAUAAUAAUGACAAAGAAUUGUACACAAAUUUUCAUUUGGUGGACGUGGUCCAUAGUUGUAUGAUAAAUUUAUUUUUCUUGUUUGUUCAUACAUAGUAUUUGAAUUAA
Messenger RNA from Chenopodium quinoa (quinoa), 1888 nucleotides. Its product is annotated as UDP-glycosyltransferase 86A1-like. Gene Ontology annotation, molecular function: UDP-glycosyltransferase activity. The transcript has 2 exons. The record is from RefSeq and is a predicted model, not a curated record. NCBI's taxonomy places the organism in Eukaryota, Viridiplantae, Streptophyta, Magnoliopsida, Caryophyllales, Amaranthaceae. Bases 198 to 1658 code for a protein of 486 amino acids.